AUGUUUUUGGAAAUCAUUACCGUCGGUGCUGCUUUAUGGUUAUGUUGGAAAUCAUUUUACAACGCACAAAAUCAAUCUUACAAAUGGCCUCAUAUUAGCUGUCAACCAAUGCAAAUAUCACAAUCUUUGAAAGAUGAAUUUAAUUUGUUAAAAACUCGAAAUCUUAAAGAGAAAUCAGCAUCAUUUUUAUCAAAAUUUAAUCAAAAAAACGAAGAAUUUGAAUCGGUAAUGAAAUUACGUUAUGAUUUACUUGAACAAUAUAAACAAGCUAAUGUAGCAAUGAUUAUUAUCAAUACUAUGGCACAAAUUGAAAAAGAAAUUGUUUCCGAUGAACAAUCAUCAACCACCGGUGGUGAACAAUCAACAACAACCGAUAAACAAUUUCUUGACAUGAAUUUACGUACAACAACAACAUUCGUAUUGACGAAUUCACAAUUAGUUCAUAUAAUAUUUGAUUGUAGUUUAAUGGCCAAGGAAAUAUUUGAAAAAAGAUUACAAUUUAAUAAUUCUUUGGUUACUAUUAAUGAAAGUAAUCGAACAGAUGAAACACAAAUUGGUUAUAUUACAGAUUUUUUUACAACAAUAACCAACAAUGAAAGAAAUAGUCAAAAUGUUAGAAAAUUAUUUUUCUCAAUGAUUAUGACUAAAUCUUCUUAUCAAAAAUUACUACAACCAUUAUCAUUAUAUGUUUCAAAUCAAAAAUAUCGUAUCAAACGAUUAUUUUAUCUACGGCCUUCAAUUCGAUUGAUUGAAACACUUGGCUAUUUAGAAUUGAAUCGAUAUGAAUCAUUAAAUUCGCUUGUUAAAUUAGAUUCUAAUAUUUUUGCCUGUUCAUUACCCAAUCAAAUGUAUGAGCAACGAUUAAAUUUUCAUAGCCAAAAACCAUAUAAUAUUAAACAAAAAGAAGCAAUUAUUGCUGCAUCCAAUAUUGUCAAUCAAUCGGAUCGAAAAAAAUUUCAAAUUCUUAUGGUACAAGGUCCACCUGGUACUGGUAAAACUCAUACAUUAAUCGGUAUGAUUAAAAAUAUUAUCGCUAAUUCAUCAAUGUAUGCUUCGGAUCAUUUUCAUAUACUAAUUUGUGCACCAAGUAAUGGUGCUAUCGAUGAAAUUGGUCUACGAUUAAUAGCUGAAAAAGAAACAUUUCUUCGUGAUCGUUCACUUGAAAUAGUUCGAAUUGGACAAUCAUCAAGAAUUCAUCCAGAUAUGAUCCCAUAUGAACUUGAUACACGAAUCAAUUCUCGUUUAAAUGAUAUUAAUAAAAAUAAACGAAUGGAAAUACGUACAAAUAUUAUGAAAGAAGCUGAUAUUAUUUUAACAACAUUAACAAAUUCAUAUGAAUCAUCAUUACAAAUUUCAAGAUUAAAUCUUAAUGAAGUUAAAUUUGUUUGUAAAUUAUUUGGACAAAUUAUUGAAAAAAUUGGCUAUAAUCGAUUAACAAUGAAAGAAUUACCUGUUUCAAUUGGAAUCAUAACAUUUUAUCAGGAACAGAAAAAAACAAUUUUAUCGGAAUUAAUGAAAAAAUUUCCCAAAAAUUUAAUUGAUCAAAUUAAAAUUGAUACUGUUGAUGCAUUUCAAGGACAAGAAUGUGAUAUUGUUAUACUUUCAUGUGUUCGAGCACCGGAUGAAUUUGGCCGUAUUGGUACAAUUGGUUUUGUACGUAGUCAACAACGAAUGAAUGUUGCAUUAACACGUGCACGAUCAAUACUUUGUAUUUGUUUACAUAAGAAAAAAUUUUCAAAAAAUUCAAUUUGGAAUCAACUUUUAUCGGAUGCCCAACAACGUAAUCGAUUAUUUUCCAUUUCAUCUACAAUUAAAGAUUAUCAACUUAAGCAAAUGCUUGUUUAAUCGAUUUCAAAAAAAAAAUCACUGUGAUCUAUCUAUAUUUGUUUAUUGAUCAAAAUUCUU
Molecule: messenger RNA, 1905 nt
Organism: Dermatophagoides pteronyssinus (European house dust mite)
Lineage: Eukaryota; Metazoa; Arthropoda; Arachnida; Sarcoptiformes; Pyroglyphidae
Product: putative helicase senataxin
Biological process (GO): termination of RNA polymerase II transcription
Cellular component (GO): nuclear body
Molecular function (GO): helicase activity; transcription termination site sequence-specific DNA binding; ATP hydrolysis activity
Source: RefSeq, a predicted model, not a curated record